Funneliformis geosporum is the source of this 177-nucleotide messenger RNA. The record is from the annotation of a GenBank genome assembly. Lineage: Eukaryota; Fungi; Glomeromycota; Glomeromycetes; Glomerales; Glomeraceae.
AUGAGCUUCGAUUUUGAGGAUGCUCUUCCAGCAACUAUUAUUGAGUUUGAUGUAAUAAAAGGAUUCAGAAUAAUUUACGUAUCGAUAUGGUGGGUUAUGACCAAAAGCAAAAUUAAUGAGAAGAGAAUACCAAGCGAAAGUUUUUUCGACACGUUUCAUUUUCGAGGAGAUGGUCUC